GAAUAGAAAAAGGAAAAAGAUAAUUGAUACAAGAAGUUCAGCUACACUGUACCAGAGUGAAACCUAACCUACAGCUAACUGUACUUUCUGUGAAAUGGACAAUAAUCAGGAGGUUAGAGGAAAGGAGAAGGAAUGAGAAAAAGUUCAGCUGCGGGAACAUAACCUAUAGCGCCAGCUUCGUAUAGAUUGAGAUCCAUAAAUACACAGUGUUCGAGAAAGUUUAAGCAUGUGUAUUGCUGCGUGGUGUAUGCAGCGUGUUGUUAUGACAAAGUUAUUAUUACUGACAAAAUGCUUUUGUCGCAGAUAGAAAAAAAUAAUCGCUAUAUUAGAAUGUAUUGUGUCAAAUAAUUGAGAGAACAAAAAAAAUAUAUAUAUAUAUACGUUAAACGUAUCUGUGGACUGACAUGGUUGUGACUUGUGACAGUAAGACUAUACAGAAUGCUUUGGAAAGUAUCUGCUGAGAUUCUUAUAUUUUGUAUGGUAGCAGAUGUUUUUCUUGCUUCUGAUUAUUCCAAACGUAAUGACGGUUACGAAUGUAGAUUAGGAUCAAAAACUCCUUAUAGAUGUGUAGCUAAUUACGACGAGUCACCGUUGGAAUAUCCAGAUUGUGUGGAGAAAAAGAUCUGGUUAGUUCUGCGUCAUGGGACUCGGUAUCCAGGCAAGAAGUACAUACCUCGUAUGAUAGAUGAAUUACCAGAGUUACAAAAUGUAAUAUUAAACAAUUAUGAUAAAGGAGCGACGAAUCUGUCAGCCGAUGAUGCGGCUCUGUUUAGAAAAUGGAGAUUAUCGUUUGCUCGAGGGCACAUGAUGAAAUUGGCGGUAGAAGGGGAGAAUGAAAUGAUUGAUCUCGGAGAAAGAUAUCAGGCAAGGUUUCCGUCUCUGUUGCCAGAAGAUUUCAACAACCAGACGUAUAAAUUUAGAUUCACCGCCACACAACGUACAGAAGAGAGCGCAAGACACUUCGCUGUUGGUUUAUUCGGUUUUCAUAACAGCAAAAAUGUUUGGUAUCCGUUACCGGUGUAUCGAGAUCGAGUGAUAAGAUUUUACAAGGCUUGUCCUCGCUGGCGUCAAGAAGUUGACAAGAAUUCAGAUGCACAACUAGAGAAAACGAAAUUUCUGGACAGCAAGAUUGUCAAAAAUAUGUUAAACAAUAUUAAAAAGCGCAUCGGUUAUGAUAUCGAUUAUGAAACUGCAUACUUAAUGCACACAACGUGCGCUUUUGAGACUGCUUUAAAUCAAAGUGUAGUAUCUCCCUGGUGUAAAAUAUUUUCAUUAAAUGAUUUCAGAAUCUUUGAAUAUGCGGAAGAUCUAGAAUUAUAUUGGAUCGAUGGAUAUGGCUAUCCACUAACUUAUGAGCAAGCGUGCCCUGCCUUGAAAAAUAUGUUUGACUCUUUUGAAUCCAAUGAAGGGGCAAUGGCUACAGCUUAUUUUACACAUUCCGGCACGAUUUUGAAAUUAAUAGCUUUACUCGGGCUAGCUAAAGAUGCACAUCCUUUGAUGCACGACUCCUUUACAUUACGCAAAAAGGAAGAUAAAAGAGCUUGGAGGAGCAGCAUUAUUGACACAUUUGCAUCUAACAUGGCAUUUGUUUUGUACGAUUGCGAGUAUUACGGGCCCAGUGUGUUAUUCAUGCUUCAGGAACGACCGGUAUAUUUACCAGGCUGUCCGAAAGAUAUGCCAUGUCCAUUACGUACUAUGAAGGCGAUGUAUCCAGAUAACGAUGAAGAAUGUCAGUUUGACGCUAUGUGCCAUAUACAAAAUUGAAGAGCAGUGCCAAAAAUAUUUUUGCAAUAAUGCCAUAUACAUAUGCAUCCUUUUAUUUAUUUACAUAUCUAAUUAAAAAUAUAUUAAAAUAAUUUAAUUUAAAAAAUAUAUAUAUUUUUCUAAGAGAAAUUUUGCCAAAACGUACCUGGUUCAUUUUUUGAUGAAUUCAGAAUCUAUGUUUUUUAAAAUGUACAAUAAAAGAGAUCGACAUUUAUUUUAUC
Messenger RNA from Temnothorax curvispinosus, 1985 nucleotides. Its product is annotated as multiple inositol polyphosphate phosphatase 1-like. The transcript has 8 exons. Lineage: Eukaryota; Metazoa; Arthropoda; Insecta; Hymenoptera; Formicidae. Gene Ontology annotation, molecular function: inositol phosphate phosphatase activity; acid phosphatase activity. The record is from RefSeq and is a predicted model, not a curated record. The coding region runs from base 439 to 1764 and encodes 441 amino acids.